Coprinopsis cinerea okayama7#130 is the source of this 1026-nucleotide messenger RNA. RefSeq names its product choline-phosphate cytidylyltransferase. The transcript has 3 exons. The record is from RefSeq and is a predicted model, not a curated record. Gene Ontology annotation, biological process: CDP-choline pathway. Gene Ontology annotation, cellular component: nuclear envelope. Gene Ontology annotation, molecular function: choline-phosphate cytidylyltransferase activity; phosphatidylcholine binding. NCBI's taxonomy places the organism in Eukaryota, Fungi, Basidiomycota, Agaricomycetes, Agaricales, Psathyrellaceae. The coding region runs from base 212 to 988 and encodes 258 amino acids.
GCGAGCAAAUAGAUUGAGAAAGACCAGCCUCGUGUUUGAUACGAAGGGCUAAAACGAACCCUGGGGCAAGCGAGAACGAUGGCCCCUGGUCUCAUACACGGGUUUGCAUUGGCUUCAACAGCAUUUCUUGCCUCACUUCUCGUAUCUCUCUAGUCGUCCCCAAAUUCUGCCCUGUCCACUGCUCCCGGCAUUGCUAUCUCCUGAAGUCGUCAUGGAUAACUCAAUUGUAUUUGACGAUGACGAGUACGACCUCGUCUCAAACCAUUCCCUCGAAUCAAGCGUCGCAGACCUCUCCGGGACACGCGUCCAAGGCAAAGACAUCAAAGAGCCAGAGCCUACGCCCACUGCUCGCGAGCGGUUCGAGACUAUAAACUGGACACCAGAGGAGAUCCAGACGUACGUGCGGAAAGCACUCAGCCUCUCGUCUGCGCAGGAAGUGGGCGUCAACCACAAGACCGUCCGAGUCUAUGUCGACGGCCCGUUUGAUAUGUUUAAUGUCGGCCACGUUCUGCAACUUCGACAAGCCAAACUCGCCUUUCCCCUGGUCCACCUCACAGUGGGCGUCUUCUCAGACCAAGUUUUGAACGAGCGAGGGUACCCUCCAGUCUGGUCUGAAGUAGAACGGGUGGAGAUGGUGCGACACUGUCGCUGGGUCGACGAAGUUAUCACCAACGUUCCAUGGGAAUUGACCGACGAGUUUCUCUUGCAACGCAGGUUAGACUACCUGGCGUUGGAUGAAGGAACCUCAGUUGACCCCAACUGCGAUAAAGCUCGUGUGCGAGCAUACGAUAUCAUCAAGAAACUUGGCAAAGUCAUCCCAACACGCCGAACACGAGGGUUCCCAAUCGUCAGGCUUCCAUUGACAAGCCCCUCAACGCCUGUAAUGCCCACCCAGUCCAUGCCCCAGUUGCAAUUAACUACCGCGGAUGACGGAGAAAGGCUGCCUGAACCCGAGCCAUCGAAUGUAGCGGUGUCCAGUGAAUUGUGACUCCAUACCAGCUAUUGUACACCUUAAUACUAGUUCUU